CUCCAUUCUGGCUUCCGACUGCCUGGUCACAGAUUCAGUAGGAAGACGUCUAGAGCAGCGCCAAACUCACUCGGAGGUCACACUCGGCUCUGCACCGAUGCAGAUUUCAAUGCUCUGCCGCCAUUGGUGUAAUGGAGGGAUGUUUGGCGACGGCGGUGUCAUGACCGGGGAAGAUGAAGCUUCGGAUGCCGCUAUUUCGCUCAGCUCAUCCCGUAUAGGCGAUUGUUCAGGUGGAAGCGCUGGGAACAGCAACGCGGUCGACCUCGUUGAUUUCGCCCUCGGUCGUGGACCUCGUCUUUGGCGCUGGGUGUCGAAUACGCAGUCCAGCUGAUGCGCCUUGCAGUAGUCGCAUGGUUGCGAACCACUACAUCUGGCCUUGGUACCGGUCAAUACAAGCAUGCCUCAAUGGGGGUUUGUGGUGGGAAUCUUCACUCUUCGUUUCCGACAACACUCACAGGCCAUGGUGGCCUUCCGUCGUCCAGACACAUCGGCCGCGGCUUUUGGGUUUGCGGUCGGCAUCUUGACAUGUUCUUCGAAUAUGUGGUAUUUUUGCCAGUUCUCCUUUAUGGUUGACCAGCUUUGGCAAGGUACAUCGAGAUGACCGCUUCGCAAUUGGUUCCAUCUGUCACGUCAAACCAGACCUACAGUGUUGCUGCGCUAGGGCAUUGUGGUAACUACAAGAACCCAUCGAGUUGACAACGUAAUGAUCGCUCCCUGGAGCACGAGAAUUUCGGUCAAAGAGCUUUGAUGUAAAGCGCAAAUUGGGUGCGAGAAAGUCACAGCAUUCGCAGGGCAUGUGCGGCGACAGUGGACAAAAUGAGGCCUGGUCUGGGCGGGCGUGGGCAAGGAAUCGCAACCUAAUCUUCGGCGUUCUCUCUGCCCUAAGCAACUUGAAGCCUGGAGUCGCCCCGGUUUACAGUAGGUGGCGCCCAAGGCGUCGGGGUCAGUGUCCCGCCCGUCGACCGACUCGACCCCUCUGGCGCAGCUAGCCUAAGUAGGGCGGAGGAAAGACACUCGGAGUUGAGAAUCACGGCUUUCUGGGGCCAUCCGCUGCCACAAUCGCCCAUUUUUGAGACUUCAAAGUAUUUUCUCUGCCAUCGUGAAACCCCCCCCCCCCAAAACCCGCACGGACCGGGUCUUCUCGGUGGACGCAGGCGGAUUCCCUUCAGCGCAUAUGAAGAGGGCGCUCAGCCGCCACAACUCCGGGUUCGCACCAUUCCGCGGACCUGUCCCAGCCUUCGCAACUCGACCACAAGCUGGCCGUUCUCGCUGCCUCCCUCCAUGACCGGCAGUUCUCAUGGUCAGGGCUUGAUAAGCCUGGCGCUACCAGAUAUUCCGCUCACAUCGACCACUACCUUGACUCAACCUGCUCGGAUGUCUACGACAGCCCCUACCGUCCAUUCUGCCUUCAGCGUCCUUCCUCGCAAGACCUCCCAGACGCCACGCACAACCUCUGAUUGCCGCAGCCUCUAGGCAAUUAUUCCGGCCAUUGAUAACGCAGGUUUGGGACCCAUAUCCUGACGAACCUCGAACUCGGCAGUGCCCAUUGGCCGACUCCCAGCUAGCCUAUCUUCUUGUUAUGAACGCAUAGAUACUGUACUGUGUGCAUAACGACCAGCGUGUCGAGCAGGAUGGAUUACAAAAAUGCUGAGAUCCUCUGCGGCCAACCUCUCUGGCAACCUGAGCAGAGGUCAACUCAACACCUCAGUUGCAGCCGUGGUCCUCAGUUGCAACCUUAAAUACCUGACUCGUGAUCACACCCCCGGGUUCCUGUCUCGUCACCGCAACCAUGGCCGACGACGAAAGCGUGCAACUUGGCGGGAUCUAUUCCAACGAUGAUGCACUCCAGCUUGCCAUGUUCGGCAAAAAGCAACAGAUGAAACGUUACUUCAACGGCUGGUCUUUACUAUUCAUGUCCUUCUGCACCAGUGUGACUUGGGAGGCCCUAAGCUCGACCAUGGCGCAGGCUCUGACUGCCGGUGGAAGCUCCAGUAUGGUUUGGGGAUUCCUCGCCUCCGCGGUCGGCACGCUUCUGAUCGCAUUGUCCAUCAGCGAGUACGCCAGCAUUAUCCCCACUUCCGGCGGACAGUACGACUACGUGACGGAGAUGUCGCCACCACGGUUCAGGAGGAUAUUCUCAUGGACUGCUGGAUGGAUCACAAUAUGGGGCUGGAUUCUCUCUGGCACCUCAGGAAUCUUUGCAAACGCCAUGCAAAUCCAGGCGUACGUUAUCCUGUUCAAACCAGAUUAUGUCUACGAACGUUGGCAUACCAGCUUGAUCCUCAUCGGUCUCGCGACCGUCUUUGCGAGUGUCGGCAUUUUUGGUAUCAAGUGGCUGGCAAAGCUGCAGUACUUUGGCAUCGCCCUUCAUAUUUCGGGUUAUAUCGCUACGAUCGUAUACCUUCUGGUCAAAGUCCAUCCUAAGAACACGGCCGAUUUUGUCUUCGCCGACUUUACGAACCUGAGCGGCUGGAAAAGCGAUGGUGUGGCAUGGUCGAUUGGCUUGCUCAGCAGCGCUAUCGGCUUCGUCAACUGGGAUUCGUCGUCGCACAUGGCAGAAGAGAUGAAGCAUGCCGCUCGAGACCUACCCCGGGCCAUGUAUGGGUGUGUCCUCGUCACCGGCGUCCUGACCUUCCCCUGGGUGAUAGCCUUGAUGUUCUGCAUCACGGACCUCGACGGCGUCCUCAAUGGACCAGUGGGGCUCAUCUGCCCGUUAGUGCAGCUGAUGUAUAACGUCUCCGGUGGCGAGCUUGGAAGCACUCUCGGGAUGACCAUCUUUUUUCUUCUUCUGAGCAGCGUGGUCGCUGGGCCGAGUGUGAUCACCGCCAUCAGUCGGAUCAUCUGGUCCUUUGCCCGGGAAGGGGGAAUGCCCAAAUUCAUGGCUCGGGUGGACGAGCGACAACACGUGCCUGUCAAUGCAUUGAUCUUCACCUGGCUGUGCGUCUGCGCGCUGGCGUGCGUCUACAUUGGAAAUAGCACGGCUUUCUACGGGCUGUCUUCGGGCACGACGGCGGUCCUCAUAGUCUCGUAUUGCAUGCCCAUUUUGAUCCACGUCAUCUGGGGUCUUGAACCGAGCGGCCUCAAGCCUGGACCGUUUACGCUGGGCAAAUGGAGCAAACCGAUCAAUUACGGCGCUUUGGCGUGGUCAACAUACUUGAUCACAUUCUUGUGCUUCCCCACCACUAUGCCCACGACUGCGGCGACCAUGAAUUAUUCAUGCCUGGUGCUUGGCUUUGGCUUUGUGCUUGCCGGUGUGACCUGGUUUCUCUACGGCAAGAAGUUGUACCGCGCCAGUGCAGAUGAAGUGGACUACGAGGAGACGGAAGUGGCUCUGGCGGUGCUCCAGAACGAGGGUCAUGGGAAGCCCAAGUCGAAGGGCUUGGAUUGAGAGGGAGUCCAGGGGCCUUGGAGGCCGCCCCGUAAAUGAAUCUUCGGUGUCUCGUUUAGUGAUGGACAGGAAUACGUGUAUAUCGCAACCGCUUAAUCGAAUAUAGGCGUGCCCCAAGAGGCGUUGUUUUUGAGCUCGCUGGCCCCCUCACGUGGCACCUAUCCUCAGCUCGUCGGCAUCAUGUAAAUUGUAGCAUGUGUGAUGUCCGCGAUAAUUCAAUGCG
This is a messenger RNA of Exophiala dermatitidis NIH/UT8656, 3611 nucleotides long. RefSeq lists its product as uncharacterized. Gene Ontology annotation, biological process: transmembrane transport. The record is from RefSeq and is a predicted model, not a curated record. Bases 1790 to 3388 code for a protein of 532 amino acids. The transcript is spliced from 5 exons. Gene Ontology annotation, molecular function: transmembrane transporter activity. NCBI's taxonomy places the organism in Eukaryota, Fungi, Ascomycota, Eurotiomycetes, Chaetothyriales, Herpotrichiellaceae. Gene Ontology annotation, cellular component: membrane.